Drosophila ficusphila is the source of this 1917-nucleotide messenger RNA. It is a transcript of the gene SdhBL, whose product is annotated as succinate dehydrogenase [ubiquinone] iron-sulfur subunit. The transcript is spliced from 3 exons. The coding region runs from base 125 to 1438 and encodes 437 amino acids. Gene Ontology annotation, molecular function: electron transfer activity; 2 iron, 2 sulfur cluster binding. The record is from RefSeq and is a predicted model, not a curated record. Gene Ontology annotation, biological process: aerobic respiration; tricarboxylic acid cycle; respiratory electron transport chain. Lineage: Eukaryota; Metazoa; Arthropoda; Insecta; Diptera; Drosophilidae. Gene Ontology annotation, cellular component: mitochondrial membrane.
UCGACAUAACAACACCUAACAUAAAUCUCUCUAUCAAAAAAUUGUACAAAUAUAUUUUCUACGUAAACUCUGAACGGCUCUUAGCUUCUUCUCGAGAUCUCAUUCGAGACUGAUCCCUCCAUCCAUGAAUUUACUGCGCCGGCAGCCUCGGCUGCUCAGGAAACAGGGCACGUGGCUGCUGAGGAGUCACGUGAUUUCCGAGGAUGUGUCCAAAUCCGUUUCCCGUUUUGCGGCGGCUAUGUCCUCCCUAUCGAUAUCCGGACCAGCGAUGGCUGCCGCCUCCACAGUAUCCGCAAUAUCCGCCGUAUCCGUGGUAUCCCAGUCCCGGUACGCCCUAUCCACAGCCCAAGGAGGAGGAGAAGGACAAGGAGGAGGAGGAAGAGACUCCAGAGGAUCAGCCCCAAGAAGGCGAUACUCCGGAGGCGGAGGAGGAGGAGGACCAGCCCCAGCCCCCUCGCCAGGAGGAGGAGGUGGACCAGCCGCAGCCCCUUCAACGGGAGGAGGAGGAGGAGCCCCCAGCCCCGCCCCCGUCCCCGCCCCCGCCGGAGGAGCAUCCGCCGAGCCCGGAGGAGCGGCCGCCGGAAAGCCACCUGGGGACAGUGCUGCCCCGCCUCCACCUGGAUCUGGUCUUCCUCCGGCACCUCCGCCGCCAGCCGCACCGCCCCGAUCCAAAACUCCGCGGAUGAAGAGCUUCGAGAUCUACCGGUGGAAGCCAGGCGAUCAGCCGCAAACGCAAACCUACACCGUGGACUUGGAGAAGUGCGGAGCCAUGGUGCUGGAUGCCCUGAUUUUGAUCAAGAACGAAAUGGAUCCCACGCUGACCUUCCGGCGAUCCUGUCGCGAAGGAAUUUGCGGCUCCUGUGCGAUGAACAUCAAUGGCACGAACACGCUGGCCUGCGUUUCGCACAUCGAUCAGAACGAGAGCAAGUGCUGCCGGAUAUAUCCCCUACCCCAUCUAUAUGUGAUCCGUGAUCUGGUGCCGGAUAUGAGCCAGUUCUACGAACAGUACCGCUCCAUUCAGCCGUGGCUGCAGCGGAAGGAUCUCAAGCGGGAGGCGGGAUCGGCGCAGUAUCUGCAGUCCGUCGACGAUCGCCUCGUGCUGGACGGGCUGUACGAGUGCAUCCUGUGCGCCUGCUGCCAGACCUCCUGCCCCUCCUACUGGUGGAACAGCAACAAGUACCUCGGCCCCGCCGUCCUCAUGCAGGCAUACCGCUGGGUCAUCGACUCCAGGGACGAGGCAACCGAGCAGCGCCUGGACUUUCUGAAGGACCCGUGGAAACUGUACAGGUGCCACUCGAUCAUGAACUGCACGAACACGUGCCCCAAGCAUCUCAAUCCGGCACGAGCCAUCAUCCAGCUGAAGCAGCUCCUCGUCGGAAUGAAGAAGAAGGGGGCGCCCCAACUCAAGACGGAUGCCCUUUUCCAGGGAAAAGGGUAGCAAAGGCAACGCACUCGACAUAACGUUAUUGGGAUAUAUUACACAUCAAACACAACAACAACAACAACAACAACAACAAACACGACGAACUGAUCUGAUCACGUUUUAACAUAUGUACAUAAUGUGGAACUAGGUUGAAAAAAGUCAAAACGAUUUACCUGGGAAAUAACUUGGCAAAGAAAUGAUUAAUUUUAACAUUUCCUGAAUGAUUCUCUUAAACUCUCCUAAAGUUCGAUAAUAUAAAUAUUUAUAUGAUAUAUUUAUAUUAUUGAUAUUGGCACACCGAUGUAGGCAUGCAAACUAAACAGGGAAAUAUAUAUUAAAUUACAAAAAUAAUUAGCCACACAGAGAAUAUAUUUUAACACAGGACAAGUGGAUUUACGCUUAAGGGACCUAACACAACUGUUAAGUUAUAGAACGUACAAUAUAUAUAUCUAAAAAAAAAACACAAAAUAAAAAUUAGAUAAAUCGCAAAUGGA